UUCUCUCACUUUCUUUCAUUUUUCUUCUCUCACAUACCCACCGGGGAAAUUGAAAGAAAAAAAAUCAUCAUCAAGGAACAUGAUGAUGAUGAUGAAUUACAUCCUCUGCACCCCAGCACUCCCAAAAAGCAUCAUCUUCCUCAUCAAAACCUUCCUUCCCUUAAAUUUACCUCUGUAAACAUCAAUCCCCUUCCAUCCCCACUUCUCCAUAACCAUGAAACCUUCCUAUGGUCUCCUCCUUUUUCUUUCCUUUUCCUUUUGCUUUCUUGGAAAAUCUGUAAUUGUCUUCUCCGCCUCCGCUCCUCCUCUACCUCUUAUUGCCCUCCUCUCCAUCAAAUCCUCCCUCGUUGGUCCUUUGUCCACCUUCAAGGAUUGGGACCCCAAUCUGUCUUUCUCCGACCGGAGUUACGAAAACCCAGUUUGGUGUUCUUGGUCUGGGGUGAAAUGCAACCGAACAACGUCUGAGAUCACGACGCUUGAUCUAUCACGGCGGAACCUCUCCGGAACUAUUCCAGUAGAAACCAGAUACUUGUCUAGUUUGAUUCACUUGAAUUUGAGUUCGAAUUCAUUUGUUGGGCCUUUUCCGUCCAUCAUUUUUGAAUUACCGCAGCUUCGAGUUCUCGAUAUCAGCCGUAACAGCUUUAAUUCAACAUUCCCACGUGGGAUUUCCAAGCUCAAGUUCUUGAGAAUCUUCAAUGGGUACAGUAACAGCUUCACGGGGGGACUACCUCAAGAAUUUGUGCAUCUACGGUUCCUGGAGCAGCUCAAUCUUGGAGGAAGCUACUUUGAAGGUGAAAUUCCAGCAGGCUAUGGGAGCAUGUCCAGGUUGAAGCUCAUACAUUUAGCCGGAAAUGUAUUGGAAGGCGUUUUGCCGCCUCAGUUAGGAUUCUUGGCCCAGCUAGAGAGAAUGGAGAUCGGCUACAAUAGAUUCUCCGGCGGUAUACCAGCAGAAUUUUCACUUCUAUCCAAUCUCAAGUACUUGGAUAUCUCAUACUGUAAACUUUCCGCUCCUCUGCCUCCAGAACUGGGAAAUUUAACCAAACUUGAGAGAUUGUUCCUUUUUAACAACACGCUCACCGGUGAAAUCCCAGGGAGUUUCAAAAAUCUCAAAGCUUUGAUAGGUCUGGAUUUAUCGGUUAAUCAGCUUACCGGUAAAAUUCCAGAAGGAAUUUCUUCUUUAACAGAGCUAACCUGGUUGAGUUUACUUGGCAACAAUCUGUCCGGCACGAUACCGGAUGGAAUCGGUGAGCUUCCAAACCUCAACACUUUGCUCCUCUGGGGCAACAACUUCACGGGCUUUCUUCCUCAGAAAUUGGGCUCCAGUGGAAAAUUGCUCCAUGUCGAUGUUUCAUCAAAUUCGCUCUCUGGUCCAAUCCCUCCGAAUCUUUGUGCCGGAAACAUGAUGUUCAAGCUCCUUCUCUUCAACAAUUUGUUCACGAAUGAGCUUCCAAGUAGCCUCGUGAGCUGCACGUCCCUUUCAAGAGUCAGAAUACAGAAUAAUCGACUAAACGGAACUAUUCCGACUGGGUUUUGGCGCCUGCCGAACCUGACCUUCGUUGACAUGAGCCGGAAUAACAUCAGCGGAGAGAUUCCUUGGGAUCUGGCCAAUGCACAGAGUCUGCAACACCUGAACGUGUCAGUGAACUCCCUCCAAGGCCCAUUACCGGAAAACAUAUGGAGCGCGCCGACUCUGCAAAUUUUCUCUGCUGCUUCUAACAAACUCAUCGGGAAAAUUCCGGAUUUCGUGGACUGCAGGAGCGUUUACAGUAUUCAAUUGCAGGAUAACAAGCUCAACGGCAGCAUUCCCUGGGACAUCGGCCACUGUGAGAAACUCAUCUCUUUGGGUUUAAGCCGGAAUUUGCUUACAGGAACAAUCCCGUGGGAAAUCUCUACGCUUCCUUCUAUUUCCGACGUAGAUCUUUCCCACAACCUGCUCACCGGCACCAUUCCAUCGAACUUCCAAAACAGUACCACACUCAUGAAUUUCAACGUCUCAUACAACUUACUCACCGGACCGAUUCCAGCAUCCGGCACCAUAUUUCCAAAUUUGCACCCGUCCUCAUUCUCCGGAAACGAAGGACUCUGCGGCAGGAUAAUAGCGAAGCCGUGCCCGGCUGACACUUUAGGCGCGGACGACGUCGAAGUCCGUUCGGGGCAGCAAGAACCCAAGAAGACCGCGGGCGCCAUCGUCUGGAUCAUGGCGGCGGCAUUCGGCAUUGGUCUGUUUGUUCUCGUAGCCGGAACUAGGUAUUUCCACGCCAACUACACCCGUAAAUUCAGCGACGACCGAGAAAUCGGGCCGUGGAAACUGACGGCGUUCCAGCGGUUAAAUUUCACGGCGGAGGAUAUACUAGAGUGUUUGUCAAUGACAGAUGAGAUCAUCGGUAUGGGGUCCACAGGAACCGUUUACAAAGCCGAAAUGCCAAGUGGCGAGAUCAUAGCGGUGAAGAAACUGUGGGGCAAGCACAAGGAGAACAUUUCACGGCGGAGAGGCGUCCUAGCCGAAGUGGACGUGCUUGGAAACGUGCGCCACCGUAAUAUCGUGAGAUUGUUAGGUUGCUGCAGCAACAGGGAGUGCACGAUGCUGCUCUAUGAAUACAUGCCCAACGGAAACCUCGACGAUCUGUUGCACGGCAAAAACAAGAGUGAUAAUCUGGCGGCGGAUUGGGUUACCCGGUACAAGAUAGCUCUUGGGGUGGCGCACGGGAUUUGCUACCUCCACCACGACUGUCAUCCAGUGAUCGUCCACCGCGAUCUCAAGCCGAGUAACAUCCUACUGGACGGCGAGAUGGAAGCCAGGGUAGCGGAUUUCGGGGUGGCGAAGCUGAUUCAAAGCGACGAGUCCAUGUCGGUGGUCGCGGGAUCUUACGGGUACAUUGCACCAGGUUCGUUCUGAUAUCCAGCGCAUGUUAGCAAAAUCGUAUCUUCUGCCUUUAAGCCUUGUUUGUUUGUUGGUUUAAUUUGUUCGUAUCUGAAACUGAAUUAAUUUAAUCUUUUAUU
Messenger RNA from Rubroshorea leprosula, 3000 nucleotides. NCBI's taxonomy places the organism in Eukaryota, Viridiplantae, Streptophyta, Magnoliopsida, Malvales, Dipterocarpaceae. The record is from the annotation of a GenBank genome assembly.